Molecule: messenger RNA, 1515 nt
Organism: Colletotrichum spaethianum
Lineage: Eukaryota; Fungi; Ascomycota; Sordariomycetes; Glomerellales; Glomerellaceae
Exons: 2
Coding region: 1-1515 (504 amino acids)
Biological process (GO): adenylate cyclase-activating G protein-coupled receptor signaling pathway
Cellular component (GO): plasma membrane
Molecular function (GO): G protein-coupled receptor activity
Source: RefSeq, a predicted model, not a curated record
AUGGACCCCCAAAGCCAGACCCUUGCGCCACUCCCCGACGUCCUCCAUCGGGGUCUCACAGCCGUCUCCUUCUUCGGCUUCCUCUCCUUUAUCUCAACAACGGCUCUGUUCUUCGUCCUAACGUACAGGCUGAUCAAAUGGUACUUUGCGCCGGCGCCCGGACGGCCGCAGCGUAUGACGGACGAGCUGAACGCUGACACCGUUCUGGCCGAGGAGAUGGGUCUUCCAGAGACAUUGUACCCCGCGGGCGGCAAAGAAAACAGCGCAAAGAGAGACGCACCGAAUCAGUUUCUCAUGCUCAUCUACAACCUGCUUCUGGCCGAUAUCCAGCAGUCUCUUGCUUUCCUUCUCAACGCAUCCUGGUUGAGCAAGAACGCCAUAGUCGUUGGGAGUACGACGUGCUGGGCGCAGGGCUGGUUCAUCUCAACGGGUGAUUUGGCGUCCAGCGCCUUCAUUACCACAAUUGCUGUGCACACGUACCUAUCAGUUGUCCGAGACUACAAAUUGCCUACAUGGGCUUUCUGGACCAUGGUCGGCUCAGUGUGGUUCUUCAUAUACGCCCUAGCGGUGGUUGGCAUCAUCAUCACAAAUAACGGGGCGGCUGAUGGCGGUCUGUAUGUCCGGGCCGCUGCCUGGUGCUGGGUCAAUGUACGCUACGAGGCAAUGCGUCUCUACCUCCACUAUCUGUGGAUGUUUGUGUCCUUCUUUGUCACCGCCGUCCUCUACAUCCUCAUCUUUAACCAUAUUCGCCGCACCGACUCUUCUCUUCAACUCCCAUCCUCCUCCAAUAACACUACAUCAUCUGAUUCCAAGAGCAAUCGUGGUCGUAAACUCAGCCACAAACAUCACCUCUCUCAGUCAGAACCCACACAGAGCUCUUACGGAGACGCACCAGCAGAAACCCCGAGCAACGCUGGGCACCAUCCGGCCUUCCUGAUUUACCCCAUAAUUUAUAUUCUCUGCACUGCGCCCUUGGCGCUGGGUCGUGUCAUCACGAUGGCUGGAAAACAGAUUCCGUUGGAAUACUUCUGCCUUGCCGGCGCCAUGAUUGCCUCCAACGGCUGGCUUGAUGUGCUUCUCUUUUCCACCACACGUCACGUCAUUAUCUUCAACGCAUCACCGGACUACGAAGAGACGGGUCUUGAGACGUUUGCCUUCAUGCGCACGCCCGCUAACCGCCGAUAUGGAAACAUGGUCUGGGUCCAGGGCGCUGGGAGCACCCCACAGAACUUGACCUCUGACGAGGGCACUGGUGGUUGGCUUUGGAAGUUGUUCCGCAAGGGACGCCGUGGAGCUGACACGAAGCGAGACCGUCGCCGCAGCGGCGCCCAUCGAAGUAUCAGUCAGGAGUCUUUAAGAAGACGCGGCGGGAAUAUGGAAGGCAUCCAAAUGGAGACGGUGACCACGGUUGUCGUUGAGGUUGAGAGUCAACCUGGGGGCAGGAAAGCCACUGACAGGCCACACUCAAUCGAUACCAUUGGGAAAGAACGGGCGCAGAGUGUCGGAAGCAUGUGA